GUCUGGCACAUUAAAACCGUAUUUAACAGCUGUGAGGCGUACGCUUACAGCAGCGAUGUGUAUGGAGAAUUUUCAGUCACAAAUUGUUGAAAAACAUAAUAAACCUGAAAUAGAAGUCGGUAUGAGUAAAGAAUUAUUGUUGACUCCAGUUAUUGUAAGUAGGAAUGAUAAGGAAAAAGUUUUAAUUGAAUCGAGUAUUAAUAGUAUGAGGAUAAGUAUAGCUGUUAAACAAGUUGAUGAAAUGGAGAGAAUUUUGUGUCAUAAGUUCACAAGAUUCAUGAUGAUGAGAGCUGAGAAUUUUAUGAUUCUCAGGAGAGUACCUGUCAAAGGAUAUGAUAUAAGUUUUCUUAUUACAAAUAUUCAUGUUGAACAAAUGUAUAAGCACAAAAUAAUAGAUUUUGUUAUACAUUUUAUGGAGGAAAUCGACAGAGAAAUAAGUGAAAUGAAAUUAUCUAUGAAUGCAAGAGCUCGUAUUUGUGCUGAAGAGUUUUUAAAAAGGGUAAAAAUUUCUAUUUAUUAUUAA
Cotesia congregata is the source of this 523-nucleotide messenger RNA. Lineage: Eukaryota; Metazoa; Arthropoda; Insecta; Hymenoptera; Braconidae. The record is from the annotation of a GenBank genome assembly.